UUGUAGCCGGUGGCUCUGCCGGCCAAUCGUGUGCCGCCUCUGAGGAAGCAGGAAGGAACACGCCGACGCUGGUCGACCAAUCGGAGGCCUGCCCUCCCGUUCAGGAAACCUCUGGUGGAGUAUCUGGUGUUCAGAGCAUCAACAGACUUCCUAACUGACACAUCUGAGUGUCUGGCUUUCAGUCCUCCUUUGCUUUUCUAUCUAGAGUCCAUAUUUGACCACAAUUCUGCUCCGGACUCACUGAUCCAGUUGUUUCRUAGAUCCAGUCACUGUUUCUCCAAACGGGUAUAAAAGUAUGGUUGUACGUCAGUCAUGUCCGCCGGCAUGCCUGCUCCUUCGCUGAGGAACAAGAAGUCAUUCGCUCGGAGCUSCAGACCGAACACCAGCAUGUGUUACCGAGAACAAAGAGAGUUCAUGGUGAUGAGAGCAGCCGAAGAAACAACUUCCAGCAACGUCUUUCCUUUUAAAGUCGUCCAUUUCAGUAAAAAACACCGAACCUGGUUCUUCUCUGCAGCCAGUGAGGCAGAGCGACGGAAAUGGAUGAGAUAUCUGAGGAGGGAGAUCGACCACUAUAACGAUCGGAAAGAGGCUCAUAUUUCAAGUGACUCAGAUUCAGAUGCUGACAGUUUCUAUGGAACAAUAGAGAGACCAAUGGACCUGAAACACCCUGUAGAUACUACAGAUGAUGAAGAGCGACUCCAGACGGGCAGAGUUUUCGCUCGCUGGUGGACGAGAAGCCGCUGGAGAUCAGGAGGAAGGAGGAGAAGGAGCGCUGCGGAGGAGACGAGUCUGAUGACGACUACGAGACGGUUCAGCUUCCAAAAUCUGUUUUCAUCAAUUCAACAGAAACCAGCUUUGUGGAAAAACUCUUCAGGGAGAACGAAGGGCCUCCGCAGGACGGACUUUAUGGCAUCAGAAACUCCAGAACUAAAACCACACGGGUUCUGGUUGUUUGGGACGUCAGUAUAAACAAAGCCAGAAACUAUCGUCUGUUUGAGGAGGGCGACAGCGUGUUCCUGGAGAGCGACGUGACGUUUCCCAACCUGCCGGAGCUGAUCGAACACUACUACCUCAAACCUCUGCCUCAGCACGGCUCGCUGCGCCUGCAGAAACCCUACGGCAAGAACCAGAACAGCUGAGACCGGCUGACCCGGGUCACAGCCAGAACCCUCUGCAGGGACCACACAUCCUCUCUGGUCCCUCUGGGUUUCUCUCCUGGACCCUGUUCCCUCUUUGAUCCAGAGACUUUUAGGAUGAACUAGACUUUUGUUUUAGCAUAAAAACCUUUUCUGUCACUGAAAGAUGAUAAAACUGUUCAAACAACCGUUAAAGGUUUUAUUAUGUCAGAAAAAUCUGCAAAACCUGAUGAAACCUGUCAAAYUGACCCAGUUUUACAUGUAACGACAGGGUUCAUCCACCAGGGGGCGACAUCAGACUAAAGCACAUUUUAACAGAAACAUCAAAAAGAUUAAUUAAACUUCUUAAAAUGAAUGCAAAUUAAACUUAAUUUUUAACCAUUUCAUGAGAAAAUAUUUACUUUUGGUUAAUUUAUUAUUCAUCUAAAUUCAAACCUGCAGUUUUUCUGGUUUCACUGCAGGAACUAAAAACUUCAAAAAUGUUUAAUUCCAUGUUUUACUG
Messenger RNA from Austrofundulus limnaeus, 1638 nucleotides. It is a transcript of the gene sh3bp2, whose product is annotated as SH3-domain binding protein 2. Gene Ontology annotation, biological process: signal transduction. Gene Ontology annotation, molecular function: SH3 domain binding. Lineage: Eukaryota; Metazoa; Chordata; Actinopteri; Cyprinodontiformes; Rivulidae. The record is from RefSeq and is a predicted model, not a curated record.